Gambusia affinis (western mosquitofish) is the source of this 1376-nucleotide messenger RNA. RefSeq names its product transmembrane protein 238-like. The record is from RefSeq and is a predicted model, not a curated record. The transcript has a single exon. The coding region runs from base 371 to 853 and encodes 160 amino acids. NCBI's taxonomy places the organism in Eukaryota, Metazoa, Chordata, Actinopteri, Cyprinodontiformes, Poeciliidae.
AAAGUUAGCUAAAGCACUAACCUACAAAUUAGCUCCGCUAUUAGCCGUUAGCGGAUUGUGCCCACCACUGAGUUUGUGUGACUUUUUUGCAACGGAAAUAUCAGAAACUGCUUCAAAGCUCAACAGUAAAUAGAAAUGACCAAACGUUUCUCAGUGGGAAGGAUGAUGGGAGGCGAUUCUCAGGAAUUAAUCUGCUGCUUGUUUGUCAGAGAUGAUGCAACAUCAGAUCCACUGGAUUCCAGAUAACAACUGGUGAACGUUGUACUUUGAACAGCAGCUUGUUCCAUACAGGGAUUUAACCUCACAGCCCUGCAGCUGCUGUCGGACCAGGUUUCUUCUUCUUCUGGUCUGGAGGACCUCCUCUGCCAUCAUGUCCACCUCCAUGCAGAUCGCACCGGUCAUGGAAGAGACGUACGAUGGAGUUGGCCGCUGUAAGUGUGCCUUCUGGUUGGCGGUGGUCCACGACGUUCUGGGCGUCCUGGUCAUCAUGGUGGGGGUGUUCGGAGGCCUGGUGAUCCACGACGUCUUCAUCUACGGCGGCGCCAUCAUCAUCUUCCUCAGCCUGAUCUGGUGGAUCUUCUGGUACUCGGGGAACAUCGACGUUCCGCCGGAGGAGCUGGAGGACGACGUGGGCCUGAUGAAGCCCCAGAACAGGCGGCUCAGCCGGGCCGUCAGGCGGGUUUCCAACAGGAUCAGGAACUCCUUCAGGAAAAAGGCUCGGCCUCUGGAAGAGGAGCCCUCCGGGGGCCCCGGGCCCUCAGACUAUGGUACGGAUGUAAGGCUCUCCACCAUAUAUGGCAGCUCUAAAGGCUCUUCAUCAAAACAACUUGUGAGAGAAACUUUGUCCAUAUGAAGAGUCAGAACCUGGAGCUGGAGUUUUAUUUUGUCUUUAUUCACAGUUAUUUUUAAUGCAUCUCUCAUCAUUAGUCAACACAGAGGUGAUGAAUGAUAAGCUGUAAACUUUGCACACAACAACAGCGGUUUGCUGACACAUUCAGAGACUACUGACUGUUUUUACUGCCGACCAUCUGUAGCUCAUUUACAGAUUUCGGAGGAGUUGAAAUGAGUGAAGUGCUUAAUUUUAUCUGCAUGAUCUGUUCAUUUAUCAUGGAAGUUGAAACAAAACACUGACACACCUGAAGCAGAAAACAGUUAUUAUUAAACAGCUGCUGCAACCUUUUGCUUUCCAAAUGUUCCCUAUUUGCAGCAGAAAUACUAAAUUAUUGCCUGUAAUAUAUGCCAAAUAUAAAUUAAUGAUGAUCCACAUUGAACUUCCUUAAUAACUCGUAAAACAUUUUUAUAAUUUUUGUGUGAGAUUAAAAGUUGUGUAAAUAUCACAUUUCCAUCUUGUUGUUUAAACCAUUAAGGAUUUAAAG